UAAUUUUAACAUGUUGUAAUUAUCCGACAGCAUUUUCUGAUUUAAUCCUUUACCUUUGAUGGAAUAUCGAUAAUGCCUAUCAACGAUAUCCUAGUGCAUGCAGGAUGAAAAAGUGUCGUGAAGUAUAAUUAUUGCGCGGGCGCGGGUCAAUAAUUCGCCUCGUUGCCUGGCGACGGUUUUCCUACUCUGCACCUCUGGAACAACCGGCGCGAAGUGCUCCUCUCUUCCUUCUCCAGCUGUCACUCCAGACUCCAAACAGAAGCCGAGCAGCCUUCAACACAGUGCUACCAGGAGCGAAGACGAAGAUCUUAUCUUCCAAUUUCGGCGGCUGACUCCUCACAGUGUCAUCUUCGUUCGUGAAGAGAACUAAUCAGAAUUUGGUAGCGGUGGUAUGUGGAGGGAAAAAGAUGAGCCGACGAAAAAUGCGUCUACAAGCGAUGGAUCACGUGUGAAAAAUGUUAUGAAAUUCGUAUCUGAGCAUUGGUCAUCAUUUAAUAAUAAUCUCGAAAGACUAUGUGGUUUGAAAAUAAGUGAUGUGUCGAGUUUCGAGAAAUUCACUCAGUUUCUAUAUCGCCCGACAGAUCCGGCCAGUCUGGGCAUGGCCAGGGCUUUAUUUGGUUUGUGCAUGGUGAUAGACGUCGUCGAGGAAAGAGGAUUCGCAGACGUCGACGUAAAAUGGGGAGAUCCGUGGGACUGUCACUUCCCAUUGAUCCACGGGAUGAAAGCACCUUCGCUGCCGUGGAUGAUUGUGAUAUAUACCGUGAUGUGGAUAGGUGCCUUCGGAAUCGCACUCGGUUUGUAUUUCAAGAUCGCGUGCGCCUGCUUCGUGUUACCUUACUGGUACAUCUUUCUGCUGGAAAAGAGCUAUUGGAACAACCACACCUAUCUCUACGGCAUCGUGGCCACCUUGUUCUGGGGAACGAGAGCGAACAAAUAUUUCGCGUUAGACGCAAGUAAUGCGAAACGGAAUGGGGACUCUGUGCCGUACUGGAACUACUUCAUCUUGAAAUUUCAAUUCUUCACGCUUUACUUCUUGGCCGGCUUGAAAAAGUUUGGCUGGGAAUGGCUCGAAGGAUACUCCAUGAUGAAUCUGUCCAGACACUGGGUGUUUCAUCCCUUUAAAAUAUUUUUGUCGACCGAGCAGAUCGACUUUUUAGUCGUCCAUUGGUUCGGUUUUAUCUUCGAUCUGUCCGUCGGAUUUUGGAUGCUGUUCGAGAAAACACGUAUACCGUCCAUGAUUUUUUGCACAACUUUUCAUUUUAUGAACUCGAGACUGUUUAGCAUAGGGAUGUUUCCGUAUGUGUGCCUGGCAACGAUGCCGCUCUUUUGUCGCGUAGACUGGCCACGUAGAUUAAGAUUGUACUUUAGACGAAAGCAAAAAGUUUUAUCUGUUAACACAAAUACAAUCGACGCAAGUGAGACUGAUAGUCAAGCAAAAGAACCUAUGAAGCUCAGCUGCUUAUUGCCUUCAAGUGAAAUCGCAUGUAAUGAAGCAACGCAUGAAGAGAAAACAACGAGCGAGGAAGAAAAUAAAAAUUAUAUUGUUAAAUCAGAAUCCGAAAAGGAAAUCGACGAAAAGGACAACGAUACACAAUUACUUAAGAAUUCGAUUGAGCUCGAUGAAAAAGAAACGAGUGUUUAUAAAAAGAUUCGAGUGGCUCGGCAAUCACCGAAGGCUACAAGAAAACAAAAAUAUGUGGCGUCGCUAUUGCUGUGCCACAUUGUACUGCAAUUCUUUUUGCCAUACUCGCAUUUCAUAUCGAAGGGCUACAACAAUUGGGUACCUGGCCUAUAUGGUUAUUCCUGGGACAUGAUGGUUCAUGCCUGGGAUACUAUACUUGUGGUGAUCAAAGUGCAUGAUAACGCGAACAACAAGAUACGAUAUUUAGAUCCUAACGCGUGGGUGCAAGGAGAUCGAUGGCUGAAGCACGGAGACAUGGCGUUGCAAUAUUCGCAAUGUUUAAAGGAUAAUCUGAUGCGUCGAAAGGAGGAAGCGUCGAGGAUCGAUCACCAAUCUGAGGAUAAGGAAAAGUGGAUGAAGCUAUCUACGAAUUUAAGCAUUUACAUGGACGUGUGGUGUUCGCUAAAUGGCAGAUUUCAACAGAGAAUAUUUGAUCCGAACGUCGAUAUGCUGACAGUCGACUGGCACCCAUUUAAAUCCGUUUCGUUUUUAAUGCCAUUACUCACGCAAUAUAAUUCGUAUCGGCAUAAAAUGGAUGAAAUUGAGCAGCAUGUAUUCACGUGGUCGAAUUAUACGGAUGUGUUGUUCGUGGCUGACUUUCCAGGCUUGUAUUUGGAAAACUACAUAUCCACCGAUUUCUCAAACAUUUCUUUAACGGUGCUGGAAGGUGAGGUGAUUUACAGCGAAGAAGAAUCGACAGAUGUGGUCACUGUGUCGAAGAAAAAUUCAAUUCCCGUCGAAACGGGGAAGUUCCAUCGAAUUAAAACUACGAGUUCUUAUCCAGCAUGCUAUAUGUACACUUAUACGAAUCAAACGAAACAAUUGGUUAACGAAAGAAACGAAUCUCCUUCAGCGAAAGAAAACACACCAUGGUUGUUAAAACAAAUCAAUUACAAAACUACUGCAUGGAUAAAAACGUUCGUCCAUAUAACAAAUGCCUUCUUAAACUUGGUAUAUGACGUUCCUAUGGUGCGACGAUACUGAAACCGAAGGUUCCUUGCCGCUGAAGGGGGACCGGAGGCAGGGCGUUAGUUACCUUAAUAUAUUGAGAGAGCAGCUUACGGGAAGAAAACACAAAUAUAAAUGAUGCGAGAAGGAAAUCAAUUUAAUAUGCUGCCAAUCUAAACUUGAUGGCGCAACGCAAUUCAAAUUCAAUGAAACAACAUAAAUUGAUGCUCAAGUGAACUACAUAAACAGAUACAUGCAUGCACAAAUAAACAUAAAAUGAUUCAUAUAAGAAACAAGACAAUUCGUAUAAUAAACAAGACAAACAUGGAAUUAUUAUGUCAUAGACAAUGGCAAUUAUAUCUUUAGAAUUUAGAAGAAUAAUAUAAGGUCAAAUACGAAUUAACACGCAGACUGAGUAUAUUCAAGAAAGCAACUCAGGUUUCUUAGCGGAUAAUGUUAUCGAACAGAAAAAACCCAUAAAAGGAUACCGUAAUAUUGAUAUUACACAACAACGCGGAGAAUGAAGAAUUAAGAAUUGUAGCAAGAGCAACACUAUAUAAUCAAUGUGAAUAAAUAAGGAGAACAAAUGUCCUCAGCAUUCAGACGCAAUUUAUAAACAAUAGUAAACAAAAAGUAAAAAUAAAGUUUGCUUACACGAAAAAGGAAGUUAAUUAUUUCUACACCACACAUUAUUUCAUACUUAUAGACUUUCAAUAAUACGCACGGAAAAAAAUAAUUUUGCUAUUGCAGCAAAACUGUUGCUGCUAUUUAAAUACUGCUAUAUUUGAUAAUAAGUGAUGACAAUACGAAAAUUGCUUUAUUAUACCUUAUUAAAAUUAU
Vollenhovia emeryi is the source of this 3469-nucleotide messenger RNA. It is a transcript of the gene GC, whose product is annotated as vitamin K-dependent gamma-carboxylase. Gene Ontology annotation, biological process: peptidyl-glutamic acid carboxylation. Gene Ontology annotation, molecular function: vitamin binding; gamma-glutamyl carboxylase activity. The transcript is spliced from 12 exons. Lineage: Eukaryota; Metazoa; Arthropoda; Insecta; Hymenoptera; Formicidae. The record is from RefSeq and is a predicted model, not a curated record. Bases 392 to 2665 code for a protein of 757 amino acids.